GAAUAGUAUUAGUAACUCGGGUGCAUGUGGUUGCAUGACUAUUUCACUGCCCUGUGUCUAUGUAAAUAUUAAUUGACAUCACAAUAAUCAACAGUGGUGGUAGCUAGCUGGCGGUCAGGCAGCAGAGCAGCAUGGACUCGGAAGUUGAUCGCGAGAUCAGGAAAAUCCGAAAGAAACUCCGUCAGAUAGAGCGACUGAGAGAGAAAGCGGAGGACCUCACGCCCGACGAGUAUCAAAAAAUCCAAGCCAGAGGGGAGCUACGCGCCAAGCUGCAGUCACUGCUGUCGUCAUGCCCACAGGCAGCACAGCGCGCCGCAUCGCACGCACUACAGGCCACGGGCAGCGCAUCAUCGGCGGCGGCGGCAACGACAGCUACCUUGGCAACACCGUUCCGAAGCUCAGCGCAGGCCGCCAGCUGUAGUGCCGAUGACGGGGCAGCAUUAACGGCAACACUGACUGAUGAUUGUAGCUACUCAGACUUGGAUAGCAGUGCAGCUGAUCUGGAUUCGUCAGCAGCAAGCUUCAACUGUAGCAGCGUCCUGACGUCGGAUGUUCAGGAAUAUACGCGUGACUGUACGGAGAGCACAGAUGAGCAGGCUGGCUCUGCCAUCGCCACUGCCACCGCUACUGCCACCGCUACUGCACUCACACCACCUGAACUGCAUCACUCAGCAGGCAACCAGGACAGCGUCAGUGCCACACAGGCAACUGGCCAUGCCGCCUCCGCUACCCAGGCCACUGGUGAUGCCGCCUCUGCCACUCACAAGCAAGCCACCAAGAAAUCAUCUCGCCCCGCCAAGACGACAGCGUCAGCGAAUGCCGAGGCUGCUCAGGGCGGCAAGGAGCAGAAGCAUAAGUCGAGCGAGGAGCGUUUCCGGGAGGCACUGCGCACGGCUCGCCUCGGCUGGGAGGCAUCACGCCUGCAGGUGACCGAGCUGGGUGAUGUCAACGAUCGCGGUGAUAUGGGCCUGACGUGUGUCGACUGUCGGGAUGACGUCGUCGUUACGGGAGGCCGUGACACGACUGUACGCGUCUGGAGUGUCUCAACGUCCAGCGAAGUGCACUCACUGACUGGGCACAAGGACACGGUCACGUGUGUCUGUCUACUGCCAGCCAACUCACCCGUACCGGAAGACACGGGCGUUGCCACCGCGGUCGGUCCCACUGACAGCGACCGUCAUGCGGUGACUGGAUCGCGAGACUGCACCGUGCGAGUGUGGAACAUAACGAGUGGCAGACAGCAGCGCUCUCUCUACACGUACGCACCCGUGCUGUCCAUGUCCUGGACCAGGACGGUGCUGGCUACUGGAGCAGACAGUGGUCGUGUGCAGCUGUGGUCUUGGCCGGAUCUGGCAGAGCUUUGCUCUCUGCGCGUGCAUGAAGACGCCAUUACAUGUGUCCAACUACACAGUCGGUUGCUGGUGACUGGUGAUGCCCCAGGUGUCAUCAAGCUCUGGCAGAUGAGUGCUGACAUGCGCACAGCACAACCACUCCAAUCUACCGUGUCCUCGGUGCGCGGUUCACCUCUCAAGCCUCAACCUACCAAACAAGGGCAGCAGGAGAGGAGGACAGCAUCUACACUAUCACCACCGUCGUCGUCGACAACCAGCUAUCGUCCCAUCCAGUGUAUGGCCAUGCCUAGCAAGCAGUACCUGGCCUGGGGUGACGACGGCGCCAAUCUGAAGAUGUUCCACCUGCCGUCCGGCAACGUGGCCAAGUUCCCCAACCAUCUGGGUUCGUUCGGACGUACGGACUGCCUGGCCGUGUCGGAUGACGGCGAGCUUCUUCUCUCGUCGGCGUUUGACUUGGAUACCGGGGAAGCUUACGUGAAUAUUCGCUCGGCGUCCACCAUGCAGUACUUGGCGACGCUGCAUGCCACCGACCCAGACGCGCUCUGCCUCGGCCACGUGCGCUCCAUAGCGUGCACGCGCGUUCCCACGACGACGGCGAGCACCGCCGCCAGCAGCACCACCGCUAGCAGUGCCGGCACCGGUGCUGAAAGCCGACAUCGCUGGUGCGUGGUGGGUGACAACUUCACCGUGUUCGAUGUCAUCCCACCGGCCACCUCAUCUUCAGACAAGACGUCCAAAAAGAAAGGCGCAAAGAAAACCGUUGCGGACAAGGAGGAGAGUGACUUCCGCUUCAUCUUUGUGCCCGCACUGGCCGGUCGUGCUGCUGACAGUGAUGUUGAGUCUUCAUCGGACGACGAUGACGACGACCACAGCGCCAAUGCUGCUGCUCAGGCGCCGUCGAGCGAAGACUUUGAAGCGGAUACGGAGGACGACGCGACGAUGAUGUCGACAACGGCCGCGGGGCCUCGGAGACGACGACGCAAGCGACGGGACGGCCAGCAGGCGGCCGCGUUGCUGCAGCAGCAGGCACCGCAGGGCUGGUGGUUCAUGAGAUGGUGCACUAUUCUGUAAGCCCAGUAUAGUUUCCAGUGCUGGGAGGAUCUCUGAUCAUUGUCCAGGGACUACUUCGAAGUAGUACAUCUGGCAACCCCGUCGCAGGUAACGCUAUGCCAAUCUUCGGUGUACGAUCAUACAUCUGCUCUGUCAGGAGUUGUGAUGAAGACUCCUGUCACUACUACUCGCUGAUAGUGUCCUCCACCCGCCCCUGCCUCCUAGGCUGGAUGAAAUCGAACUCAGCAAGUCGCGUGGUCAUGACCCCCUCUCCUGCCUACCCACUGCCCAUACUGUAAUCUAUCUUUUUCUGCUGUGUGUGGAGAUUACCUAUACCCUGUGCCAUGCUCAUGAACUGCGGAAUAUUGCAAUAUAGCUAUAUUCGGCUGUAUGUGUGUGUCACGCCAGACACACUGCGCUAGCGUCACUGAACAUUACGAUGAGUGUGUGCUCUCCAUGUAAUGCCUGCACACACAGAGUUACACUGCGGCAUUGCACUCACCAGCAGCUGUGGACUGCUGUGCUGUGGACAGCUGUGGACUGCUCCUCUUGGCAGUAUAUAACCACUGUACAUGCGGUCAUUAUGCUAAUACUGUACGGUUGCUCAGUGAAUCCCGAUUGCGUGAGCCCUGCACCCGUUCAACAUCCCAGUGUUUGUUUGCAGGUCUAGCUAGUUGUAGGGCUGCGCAGCGCCCGGCGUGGCUUUAAAAUUGUAUUGCAUUGAGCAGCAGUGUACUGUCAGUACUGUAGGUAGUACUGCCGCCUACUGACCUGCAUUGUAAAUACGUCGCAUCACUUUGAUCGUUCAGAUCUGCACAACAGCGUGUUUCUUCUAUGUUUCUUUAACCCCCGAUUCCUAUUUCGCCUUAACCACCAGGGAGUCGUAAAAUUCUUACUUUACGACUGCCUGCUUAGCACCGUGUGGUGCCGCUUCUGUUAUGCAUGUACAUGUAGCCGAUGUUGUAUUUUCCUGACUGGAGAUAUUUUGGAACAAGCAUUCAAAGUUUAACCAACUUCCUGAUAAACUUCCUUGGAAGGCUGAAUUAUUUUAUUCUUCGUGCGGAUAGCUGUUCUUACCGAGAGUACA
Messenger RNA from Sycon ciliatum, 3489 nucleotides. Its product is annotated as pneumococcal serine-rich repeat protein-like. The transcript is spliced from 11 exons. Gene Ontology annotation, molecular function: protein binding. The coding region runs from base 132 to 2423 and encodes 763 amino acids. Lineage: Eukaryota; Metazoa; Porifera; Calcarea; Leucosolenida; Sycettidae. The record is from RefSeq and is a predicted model, not a curated record.